Messenger RNA from Apis dorsata (giant honeybee), 2816 nucleotides. Its product is annotated as probable ATP-dependent RNA helicase DDX17. Gene Ontology annotation, molecular function: RNA helicase activity; RNA binding; ATP binding. The record is from RefSeq and is a predicted model, not a curated record. The transcript is spliced from 6 exons. Gene Ontology annotation, cellular component: nucleus; cytoplasm; ribonucleoprotein complex. Lineage: Eukaryota; Metazoa; Arthropoda; Insecta; Hymenoptera; Apidae. The coding region runs from base 181 to 1467 and encodes 428 amino acids.
AAAUUUUAUAAUGGUAUCAUUCUUUCUUAUAAUUGCGUCGUUUGUGGCAUAGAAAACGCUUUCAUUUACGGCUUUUGAUUGGAGUUAAAUUUUACAACUUACUAUUUUUUUAUGUUUGAGUAAUUAUUAUUAAUAGUAGAGCGUCAUUAAAAGAAGGGAGAAAGUAAGAAAAAAUUGAAUAUGGGUCGCUAUAGAAGUCGUAGUCGUGAUAGAGAUAGGAGACGUAGAUCUCGUAGCAGAUCUCGUAGUAGAUCACCAAGAGAUAGAAGAAAUUGGGGUAGCAGUGGAGGCAGAGAUCGAGGUGGUGGUAGAAAUAGCCGUGGGCAACCUGGAGCAAAUUUAAGAAAACCUAGAUGGGAUUUAAGUCGAUUAGAACCUUUUAAAAAAGAUUUUUAUGUACCACAUGAAGCAGUUCAAAACCGUGAUCCACGCAUAGUUGAACAAUACAGAAGUGAAAAAGAAAUUACCCUUAAGGGAAAAAAUAUACCUAAUCCUGUAUUUACAUUUGAAGAAACAGGUUUUCCAGACUAUGUUCUGAAAGAAAUUAAACGACAAGGUUUUACAGAACCUACAUCAAUACAAGCACAGGGUUGGCCAAUUGCUUUAAGUGGAAGAGAUAUGGUAGGAAUUGCAUCAACUGGUUCUGGAAAAACACUGUCUUAUAUACUUCCUGCAAUUGUUCAUAUUAAUAGUCAACCUAAAUUAGGUCGAAAAGAUGGACCUAUUGCUUUAGUUUUAGCUCCAACACGAGAGCUUGCACAACAAAUUCAGCAAGUUGCUGAUGAUUUUGGUCAUUCCUCUGGCAUUAGAAAUACAUGUUUAUAUGGUGGAGCACCAAAAGGUGCACAAGCUAGAGAUUUAGAUGGUGGUGUAGAGAUUGUUAUAGCUACACCUGGUAGACUGUUAGAUUUUCUUGAAUCAGGACGUACAAAUUUAAAAAGAUGUACCUAUUUAGUAUUAGAUGAAGCAGAUAGAAUGUUAGAUAUGGGAUUUGAGCCUCAAAUUAGAAAAAUCAUAGAACAAAUUAGGCCAGAUAGACAGACAUUAAUGUGGUCUGCUACAUGGCCUAAAGAAGUAAAAAAUUUAGCUGAAGAUUUUCUAAAAGAUUAUGCUCAAAUCAAUGUUGGAUCUCUACAAUUAGCUGCAAAUCAUAAUAUAUUACAAAUCAUUGAUGUAUGUCAAGACUAUGAAAAAGAAAAUAAAUUGAGUACUCUUUUAAAAGAAAUAAUGGCAGAAAGUGAAAAUAAAACUAUUGUAUUUAUUGAAACAAAGCGCAGAGUAGAUGAAAUCACAAGAAAAAUGAAGAGGGAUGGCUGGCCAGCUGUUUGUAUACAUGGUGAUAAGACACAACAAGAAAGAGAUUGGGUUUUACAAGAUUUUAGAUCGGGAAAAGCGCCAAUUCUUGUCGCAACAGAUGUUGCUGCUCGUGGACUUGAGGCACAUUGCGCGCAGACCCACGCCGGGUAAUGCAAAGCAAAUUGGGGGUGCCCGCCGCCUGUUUGUUCGGUGGUGCACUAGUUUGCAUUGUCUGCGCUGGCUGCGACGCGUGCCUCUAUACGUCAAUUACGUGAAGGGCCAGUCCGGGCCAAAUCGGGAUCUACUUUACCUUCUACAUACUGGAUAUCAGUUCUACGCUACGCUGUACGCCAUCUGGGCUGGCCAAGUCGUUGUUGCCAGAAUAGAAUCCCCUGCGCUGGCCGCUCAAGCUAAUCAGACCCAACAACGGUCCAAUGAGGCGGUGGCAUGGUAGCUGAUGCCAGAGCCUCUAAGUGUGCCCUGUAGCAACAGAAUGGCGGAGGCUGUAGCUGGAGCGAGCGCAAACAGCCAGGCCCUGCCCGUACGUUGCUAGCGACACUCACCCACUGCCUAAUUUUAGUAUAACAGUAAUUUUAAAUUAAUCGCUAUAUAUAUAUAUAUAACUGUAUAUAUCAAUAAUUACAGUUUCUAUAUAUAAUAAUUCAGUCAAUAAUUAUACUUUCACCCAGAAAAAGAGCAAUUUGACUGUAUAGCAUUUUUCUUUGAUAAAGACUAAGAUAGUUUUUGAUUAAAGAAAUUUCAUUCGAUAGUGAAAUAUUGUACAAUUAUUAAUUUAGAAGAUGUAAUUAAAUAUUGAUCAUAAUUAUAAUAAUCAUAAAUCAAAAAUUAAUUAUAUUUAUUUAUUAUAUAUUUAUUAUAUUUGAUUUAUUUAUAUUUAAAAAUUUCUCACAAAAAUUUCAAUUAAAUUUAAAUAUCUUCUUUAUUAAGAAUUGGUCAACAUUUCAUUUGAUCAAAAAUGUCUUAGAUUUUUAUAAAGAUGUAGUAUAGCUCAAAUAGCAUUUUUCUAAGGGUUUCAAUAUGUAUACUUUUUUGCAUAUAUAUAUAUAUAACAAAAUGUUUUGUAAGAUGUGAUAUACUAAAACAUAUGAGAAAUUCUUGAAUUAAAACAAGUUAUUCCUUAUAUUUUUUGUGAUCAUUAUUUAUCAGCUUUGUAAAAUAUAAUAAUAUUCUCAAAAAUAAUUUUAUAUUUCAAAUUAUCUUUUAUAUAUAUAUUAUAUAUAAAUUUAAAAGUUGUUAAUUAAUGGUCACAUAAUAUUAUUAAGAACUCUCUUAUUCUUAAUUUAAGAAUUUUUAAUAUUUUAUAUAGCGCAUAUUUUAUAAAACAUUCUGUACUUGUAUAUAUGCAUAUAUGUACAUUUCUAUAUACAUACACAUUCUUCUAUAUACAUAUCCAUUUAAAUUUACAUUUCCUUUAUCCUUAUAAAUCCUUCAUUAAUAACUGUCAUUACAUAUUCACAUUAUAUUAACUAUUACAUUCAAUAAAGUUUUUUGUAUAUCAA